AACUGUCGAAUGAAGAUGAAUGUGGGGACGUACGAGCGUUUGGUAAGAGAAAGAGAGAAAAUGAUAUUAAUAAAACAGUGUCAUUAAAUAAAAAAGGAAAGAUUCGAGAAGCAAUACAUGAAAAUGAAAAGGUUGAUGAGAUGAUGCAAAACAGCUAUAACUCAAAAUGCUAUGACAAUGUAAUGUACAUACCGUUUGCUGAGCUUUCUGAAGAACUUGACAUUUUUAAAAAGGUGUCAGGAAUGGAGAUAACACUUACAAUGGGACAGUUAUUUAAAUGGUCGCCAAAGGCUCGACCGGAAAUAAUGAAAGCAUUCACGGAUAAACUUAAUACUGAAAAAGUAUGCGGAUACAUACCAAACAUUAAAGUUGAUAUGGAAGGAGUUGUUGUGAAUCAAGGGUUCUACGUGAUAGAGACGGCUAGUUUCGACAUUCUAUUAGGGACCAAAUAUUGGUAUACAAUUUCAUCACCUACUAGAUCGGCUUCUUUUAUCGUAUCGACUGUACCUAAGAGCUGGAUUGGUGAAGUACAAAAUGAUUAUGAGAACAAAAUCGACAGUGAUGAUGAAAGUAAAUAUGAUGAAGUCGAUGAUAUAAUGGCUGUAAGAAGGAUAGAGGUAGAUGAACUUGAAGAGAUAAAUAAAUAUAAUUCACAUGAAAAUAGUAGAUUACAAAGAUUUAUGAAUAACGCAAAGAACAAGAGUAACGUGAGGAUACAUGAAAUUAAGUUAGUAAAGUAUGAAGAACUAGAUGGAUUAUCGUUUUGUGGAAGAGUAAGUUAUUGGGAUAUAAAUGACGAAAUGAACGACAGUACGAUAAAAGGAAAAGAAAUACCUGUUGUAUCAAGACUUACGAAAGAUAAUAGUGCACUAAUAAACUUGGGACCUAAGGCACGUGACGAGCCAACAAGAACAAUGAUAAUUGAUCAAUUAAUAAAAAGGGUGCCAGAAGUCUUUGCAUAUGAGUUAAGAGAUAUUGGUAAAACAAACCUUGUCGAAUACAAAGUCAGAACUGGCGACGCAAUUGUUCCAUCUAUGAGACUCCGUCUGAUAAGAAUAAAUAACCCUGAAACAAGAAAUCUAUUUGAGAAUUACUUGAAAGAGAUGAUCGAAUGCGGAUUAUUGGAAAAAGGGUCAGGAGAUUACCCACUACCAAUAAUCCGAGACAUUCUGGAAGAAGCAACAGGCCACAACUGGUAUACGUCGGUAGAUGCAUUUAAAGGUUAUUGGCAAAUUGUAAUGUGUAUGGGAUUAAAAAACGCAAGCGAAACCUUUCAAAGGUUAAUGGACUGUUUAUUAGAAGGCGAAAGGUGGAAAAACAUAGCAGCCGCUUACCAAGACGACGUCGGCAUUUGGAUGAAUAGAA
Molecule: messenger RNA, 1365 nt
Organism: Ambispora leptoticha
Lineage: Eukaryota; Fungi; Glomeromycota; Glomeromycetes; Archaeosporales; Ambisporaceae
Source: the annotation of a GenBank genome assembly